Messenger RNA from Lytechinus pictus (painted urchin), 3681 nucleotides. Its product is annotated as ester hydrolase C11orf54-like. NCBI's taxonomy places the organism in Eukaryota, Metazoa, Echinodermata, Echinoidea, Temnopleuroida, Toxopneustidae. Gene Ontology annotation, molecular function: hydrolase activity, acting on ester bonds; zinc ion binding. The transcript is spliced from 8 exons. The coding region runs from base 121 to 1074 and encodes 317 amino acids. The record is from RefSeq and is a predicted model, not a curated record. Gene Ontology annotation, cellular component: nucleus.
AUGCCUAUACUUUUUAAGCCACUCCCCCUUUUGGCUUCUUGGCUAGGCUACAGGUAGUACAGUUGUCUCGACUCGGUUUCUUAAUUCUUUGUCUAAAAUUAACAAGAUUUUACAAAUAAAAUGACAGCUAAUACAAGAUUGCCGGUAACUCGCAGAGCCCUGGUUGUUCCAGAAUUAGAUGAGCUUUCAAGAGUUUUACAGGAGGGGCUGAAGAUCUGUUUUGAGACGGCUGAGGUCAACGUAGUAGACUGUCCAGAUUUGACCCAACAACCUUUCACCCUUGCAGCUCCAGGACUCUGUGGAAGUCCGCGGCUUGCUGAUGUUGGGGGUGUACCUUACUUGGUUCCGUUGGCUCAGAAAGAAAAGAAAUAUAACUUGGAUACAGUUGCUGAACAUGUUGAUCUUCCUGGAGCAUUCAUGCUUGGUGCUGGGGCUGGUCCCUUUGAUACAAUUGGUACAAAUAGUGAGAUGAUAACGAAUAUCAGAACCAAGUCAGCUGACCAAGAGGGUGACAAUCAGACUCGUAUCUCAUUGAUCAUUCCGGAAGAUGGCUCCUUCUGUCUCAAGAACAGUCCAUGUAGAGAUUUCCAGCUCUUGGGGAACUUUCUGGCCACUGAAGGAAAACCAGGCAAGGUCCUGGAGGUGAAGUGCCAAGCUAGACGAGGCCCUGAUAACUUUGUGUCCGUGAUGAGAUACAUUCUCCACAAGCAUUAUGGGAAGGACAAGUUUCUUGGUUUAGGAGGUGUGUUUCUCAUCGAAGAAGGAAAGGCCAAGAUACAUAUAAUGCCUGACUUCUCAAAAACGCCCCUCAACUCUGAGGAAGAUGUGAAUAAAUGGUUGAGGUUCUUUGAGUUUAACGCUCCUCUCAUCUGUUGCAGUGUAUUUGUCAGCCAUGAUCCGGGUAUGGAUCUGAGAAUAGAGCACACGCAUUGCUUUAGCCAUCAUGGCCAGGGAGGUCAUUACCACUACGACGUGACCCCGAAGACUGUUUCCUACAGAGGUUAUUUCGUACCAGCCGAGUGGAUGUACAGGAUAGAUCCUCCACAAGAGACACAUAACAUUGGCCGAGACUAGAUGGUCCAUGACUUCAGUUGACAGAUUACAUGCCUAUCAAGGAAUAUGUAGAUAAUUUCUGUUUUUUUUACAAUGAAUAGAUAUGACUUUGAAUCUUUGAUAAAUUAUUUAUGAUGAAAGCCAUCUCUGGUUGUGCACACUGUACAGAUGAAAAACUUAAUAAACUAUAAAGGGCUUUCAAGUAAACCAUGUUUUACUCUUGAUAGGGCUCCCUUGUUGAAAUAAUUGAGAUGGAUAGAAAUAUAUAAAUAAAUAGGAAUCCACCGAAGUAUGUACUUAGUCUUGGUAUCAGCUAUGCCUUAUGUGAGAUCUUUUAGCUGUUCUCCGGAUCCCUCAUCAUUUGCCUAUGCAGAAAGUUGAGGUACACCAGCAAAAUAAAAAGAAAAAUAAGCUGAGUGGGAUUAUUGCUAUUAGUCAUGGCAAAAAGUGGCCGACACAUUUUAAAGAUGCCUUAAGUGAAUAUUUUCUCUUUCAGUACUGAAAGUAUUGAUUUACAUUACUUAAUAUUUCAAUAUUAAAUCUGUUUACAACUAAAGAUUAGUUGUAUCUGAUUGUUUGCAACUACUUUUUGUCUUUUUCAGCUAGAAUCAUGAACACAAAUUUGAUUUAAUUUUUAAGCCCCAUCUUUUUCUUCUUCCUUGUGAGGCAACCAUAAUUAAUUAGCUGAUUAUUAUUUCAAGAAAUUAGAGGGUAGUGUGUUUGAAUCAGUGCUUUGAUAAGUCAACUAGAAAUUUAGCAAUCUAUAAACAUCUUGAUUAGAUUGAAUUUGAUAUUAUUUUUUAAUUUGAAUGAGAUAUUUUGCAAGGUAUAGAUAUAUGUAUUUAAAAUUAUGAAUAUGUUCUGAAACUUCACAAUUUUGUCCAUCAUAAUUAUUACCUAUGAGUACAUAUUGGUUAAAUGUUCUGAACUUAUUAUCAAAUCAUGAUUUCUUGUAACAUGUUGCUAACCAUUGAUUUUCUGUCACAGUUCCUGGUCUCAUAAAGCUUAUCAUUUGAUGACUAAUGUGCUCUCUACCAAUCAGAAUACACCAUUUCAGUAGCUUAUAACAGAAGCUUUUCAUUUGUGGUGGAUGAGAAAUUUCAUGAAUAGGACCCAAAACCAGAUGAUAUGUAUAUCUAUAUAUUCAUGUCAUAUGAUAUACUCCUUUGUAAACACACCAAAACUCGUAAGAUAAAUCCUAUUAGGUUCCUCCAUUGAAUAGUAUUGUGUGCUAGAAUGUGAUACAUUUUAAAACUAAAAUCAAGAUGAUGUUCUAUCUUUCAUAGAAUGAAUGGUGACAUGCAUGUUAAAAUGUCAGGAUUAUUUUUUUUACCCCUAGGUUGCAGGCACUUCCCCAAGGUUUAUGCAUAUUGCUGAGUCUGAAUGUAGAGACUAGAUUCACUCAUUUACCAUGGCUACUCAGUGAAUUUUUGGUCUAGUCUCCAUCCUACCAUGGACCUAUUACAAUAGGUCCAUGAUCCUACACAAUAAUUUGUAACAGUGUCAAAUUCUAGUCUGUGUUUGCAGACUAAAGUUGUAGCGUAGUAAUCUUUGGAUUAUAAUGUUUUUUUUUAAUAAUUUUAUUGUUUUUGGUGAUAAUUGUUAGGAGUGAAAAAUACUUCUUAUUGAAAUGAAUAUGUUUCUGAUAUGAUUGCAUUGUGUGUGGACCAAAGAGUGUGUAAAUUGUAUUCUAUAUUUUUCAAGAUCUGUAAGAUAAAAAGCAUAUUAUUUUUGCAUGAAAAAGUGACAAUAGUGAAUUUGAUUCUCUAGAUUUGUUACUGAUUUUGUGUUUAUUUUAUUACUUUUGUGUUCCUUUUUUCUCAGAAUUCAUGGAAUUAAGAAGAUGACAUUUUCUUCCAUGUUCAAAGUCUAUAUUUUAAUGGAGAGAAAAACAACAUGUAAUGUAGAAUGUGUGAGGUUUUACAUUUUAUGAUAGAUUUUAGUGAAGAUAACUUGUUUGAGAUAAUCAUGACAAGAUAACAGCAAUUGUAAAGUGCAAUGAUGCCAGUAAAAAUAUUAAAGAUGGGGGCAUUCAAGUCUGCCUCUUUAGCCCCAAAUUGGUAUUGAUUGGCAUUGUGCCCCAUCCCUGUUCUGUAAGGUUCAAAUUUUUCUUUAAAAAAGGGCUCUAUUUUAUUGUCAGAAGAUUUUUUUUAAAUGCUCAUAAGAAAAGCAUGAAAAAAUUACCCACUUUUUUAAAGAUGAAUGCCAGUUGUAACGAUUUCAAAAUGAGUUCGAACAGAAUCCAAUGAAAUGACAACCAAAGUGUCCUUUUGCAUAAAUAAAAAAAUAUGUGCCAAAGGAUUCUGGAAGAAAUUCUGUAAUUGCUGAGAAAUUAGCAAAAUAAGCACAGGAUUCGUGUCAAAAAUUUUCAAAGCAAUAAUAAAACACUGUCCCACAUGUGCUUAUUUGUGUUGGGGAUCUUGAGUGGGAACAUUUUUUUUUUAGCUUAGAUUUCAGGAUUUCACAAACUUCAGUUUAUGUAACUGUACCAAAAUCUAGAUCCACGCUGAUACAGUGACAAUUAGGUUUGGUUUUGCAGACUUUCUCGUGAAAUCAGUGUUUACUGCAACUGCCUUCAUUUAUCUUUAACAACAAACUUUAGUCUGGAUUAAAAAAAAGCUAUCUGAA